GCGAUAUACUGUUACAUAUCCCUCGUUUGUACUUGACGCCGUUGAAAUUCCGGUCUACAGCUUCGCCGUCGCUUGAUUUGUCAUGCCGCAUGCUCUAGAUGUCUUGCUUGUUAUUGAUUUUCUUGGAGCGGAGGAAAGCAUUAUUCGGUAUAUUUCGAUGGUGUUAUUUCUGCAUUUGCGAGCGCGUGCAAAAAAUUUCCAGAACGAAAAGAUUGUUUCUGUCUCCAGAAACACCUCGCUAAUCACCUUUAUCUCGGCUUUGAUGCUUAGUUGUGAGAGUUUCUAACCUUCAUUUAGAACAUGUUUAAAGACAGAGUGUGGUCGUACGGCGCUAUUACCGUGCAAGACAACGACAAAUCCUUCCGUCAAGGGAUGAUCACUGAUCUUCUUCAGCUUGAGAAGGGCUUCAUAAUUGACUUCGAUUAUCCAGAACACCAUUCCGAUUUUGUACCGUUUAACCGUUGCUUUGGUCCCACUCCGUCUGAUUUUUAUGCUGCUGGCGAAUCGGUUGAGGUUCUAUGCCGCAGCAGCAAGCAGGAGCCUUGGCGUUGGCAUCCGGCCACCGUCAUUGCUGGAUCCAUCAGGACCUUUGCUUUUGUCGAGAUGGAGUGCAAUGGUGAGAACAUCCGCCAGGUGGUACGGAGAUGGCAUAUUCAACUUCUUGGAGAAAGACCGCUGCUAGAUUUGGGAAGGUACCGAAGAUAUAGUGUACACCUUAGCCGGCCACUCCUGCAACUGGCCAGUGCGUGCAGCCAAGAGGAUCUGCAUUGGUGGAAUCGCACGCACGGGAAUGUCUUUACGGCUUUGUUGGUAAAGAUCGAAGAAGGCUACUUGAUCCACAUUACCAGCGACAUCGAGCCCUGUUUCACACAAACGCAUUUUAAAGAACUGGCCAAGAUCUUCCGGACAAUGGCUAACCGUUUACAUAAUCGCGAGAAUCCUCAGGUAUUUGCACCUCAGAUGAUUUUUCUACAUUCUGGUUUUGAGCAGGUAUUGUAUAUGUGGUGGCAGUGGUGCUAAGCAGGUAUAAAUAAACUUUAGUACGAUCUUUUUUUUCGAUAUUAUUAUUUGGAUUUACGAAAUAUUAUUCACCGUUGCAAAACAUUGUGGAGUCUCUGUCCCAGUCGGGAUUUUUGUUAAAUUCAUUCGACCGAAGUAUAGCUAAGGUUUACUGUGCUCAGUGGUAGUGGAAAGUAUGGUGUCCAUACGUCGGUCUAGCCCGGUCGGCUAGGUAAGAUUCACAUAAUCAUAAUCAUAAAACAUAACAAAUUUCUUUUGCUGAUUAGCAAUAUCAAAAUCAGAAAAUGUUCAAUUCUGAAAGUUGAUAAUGAAGCGUUGGCAGUGACCACUGCACGCGGCUUUCACUUGCCUACGAGUAGAUGGUCGGCAGCUUGAACCAUGUACAUACCGGUGCUUAUGUUGGGAAUACAGUGCAUUAUACAGUACAAGAAACAACCUCGGCUUCGCCUCCGCGUUUCUUGUAGUCAACGGCCAUUUUAUUUAGUUUUCAAUGAACAUUUAUUAGAAUAACAUAUUUCGUCGAAACAUAAUCGGUACAUCGUAUAAGUGCAAGGGUGUAAGGGCUUCAUAAUUGACUUCGAUUAUCCAGAACACCAUUCCGAUUUUGUACCGUUUAACCGUUGCUUUGGUCCCACUCCGUCUGAUUUUUAUGCUGCUGGCGAAUCGGUUGAGGUUCUAUGCCGCAGCAGCAAGCAGGAGCCUUGGCGUUGGCAUCCGGCCACCGUCAUUGCUGGAUCCAUCAGGACCUUUGCUUUUGUCGAGAUGGAGUGCAAUGGUGAGAACAUCUGCCAGGUGGUACGGAGAUGGCAUAUUCAACUUCUUGGAGAAAGACCGCUGCUAGAUUUGGGAAGGUACCGAAGAUAUAGUGUACACCUUAGCCGGCCACUCCUGCAACUGGCCAGUGCGUGCAGCCAAGAGGAUCUGCAUUGGUGGAAUCGCACGCACGGGAAUGUCUUUACGGCUUUGUUGGUAAAGAUCGAAGAAGGCUACUUGAUCCACAUUACCAGCGACAUCGAGCCCUGUUUCACACAAACGCAUUUUAAAGAACUGGCCAAGAUCUUCCGGACAAUGGCUAACCGUUUACAUAAUCGCGAGAAUCCUCAGGUAUUUGCACCUCAGAUGAUUUUUCUACAUUCUGGUUUUGAGCAGGGCAAAAAAUCAACCAUUACCGGCAACCUUCCAUGCGUCAACACAAUUUUGCCGUUAGAAUCCAUCAGCCAUAUAUUUUCCUUUCUGGAAUUACGCGAUCGGAUACGGUGCCAACUGGUUUGCAAAACGUGGCACCACAUUUCAGUAUCCUGCCAGCUACCUGUGAAAAUGGAAGUGUGUUCAUAUUGGCCUGACGAUUUUGCCAUAGCAGUGGACCGUUGCGUUACACGGUGCACAAAGACAAUAAUUUUUCAGUGUCACCACUGCCAAUGCGAGAAAGUUCAUUGUUCGCUGCAAACCCUAUUCAGUUUGCUGAAAGUUAAAAGCAUACGACUUAUUAAAAUCGUGCUAUCGCAGUGCGAUGUGUGGGCUGAUGAUAUUGUAGCCUUUUCCGACGCUCUUGUGCUAAAAUUUCGCUCCACACUGCGCGAUAUCUGCAACAUAUUCGUGCUGGACAAUGUACGCAUGUACGGGUUGCCUUAUGUAGACGCAGAAGCCUGUUCUUGCAUAUUAACAAGGGGAACAGGUAGCGUAGGUCUGGACUUAUUGGAUCUGGCUGCAGAGGUUCUUGUGAACAAAUGCGUGAUAAACACCAUUAACGAACAACAACUGGAAUCGGCGCUAGAUGUGCUGGAAAAGGGAUGCCCCCCGAUGCAUCAAGAGCAUCUUCCAUUACUGCUAAACCGGCUAGAGAGCGCAGCCUCGGCGACACCUGUGGUGUUACGGGUACUAAAUCAAUGGCAACCCGGUGACCCAAGAUUUGCCAGGAUUUCGGUGACUACAGAUUUUCCCUGGGAGAAUGUCCCUUUGGAAUCGCUGAGAAAAUUGACCUUGUUUGUUCUGCAGUGGCACAUGGCUGACAACUGGCCCCACAAAGCUGCAUGCCAUAAAUAUUAACAUAAAAUCAAUUAUUCAUAGGUAAUUUUUAAUCUAUAUGUAGACUUUAGAAAUCGCAAACCAUUGUAUGACUAAGCACAAAACCAAGCAAUGUAUCGGUAAGCCGUAAGAGAUUAGACGAAGUGGAUUACCCAGAUGUUGAAGAAAUGUAACGCGUGACUUUUUGUUUAGCCACUGAUGUAACCCGUGAUUUUUUGUUUCACCAAUGUUCCUGUGGAUAACCACUUGAUCUAUGAGCGUAAAAGCUAAAGCACAUCGUCAUUUUAAAAAAAUUGUCCUUGGACAUACGAUUCUGUGCCUAUAAGCUACGACUAAAAUGUAAGUGCUGCAAAGUGCAAACUUGCCAAAUGUUAUA
Molecule: messenger RNA, 3421 nt
Organism: Paramacrobiotus metropolitanus
Lineage: Eukaryota; Metazoa; Tardigrada; Eutardigrada; Parachela; Macrobiotidae
Exons: 5
Coding region: 1783-3066 (427 amino acids)
Molecular function (GO): protein binding
Source: RefSeq, a predicted model, not a curated record